Adineta ricciae is the source of this 4116-nucleotide messenger RNA. Lineage: Eukaryota; Metazoa; Rotifera; Eurotatoria; Adinetida; Adinetidae. The record is from the annotation of a GenBank genome assembly.
AUGAACCCAUCUUCUGCCAAUAGUGGCAGUUUGGGUUUAAACACCAUUGUUUCAACGCUCGUAUCCAAUUCGACAACUCGGCCAUCAUCAACUACGAUUGUUUCGAAUAUAUCAAACGCUUCAUCACCUGUCAAUCUCUUUGCUAAUUUAACAGGAAAUCUUUUCUCUUCGAAUACCAAUAACAUCGCUUCGUCUACGAACACGAACACAGCCGCCAAUCAAGGGCAAUUAACUUCAUCACGCCUUAAAGUGGAGGAUGCACUCAACUAUCUCGAUAAGGUGAAAAACCAAUUUGCGCUUAAGCCGCAAGUCUACAAUCAAUUUCUGGAUAUUAUGAAAGAGUUCAAAUCACAAAGUAUUGAUACACAAGAAGUCAUCAAUCGUGUUUCGACACUCUUUCACGGUCAUCCAGAUUUGAUUGUUGGUUUUAACACCUUCUUACCUCCUGGUUAUAAGAUUGAAGUCAGUGAAGAACAUCAUGGUUACAUUCAAGUCACUCAUCCAUCUUCGCGAAUAGAGUCAAUUGCAAUUGGAGGUCAUCCAAGUACGACUUAUAAUCUUUCCAUAACAACACCAACGACAACUUACCGACAAACAGCAAAUCUACUUAGUCAAGACAAUGAAGAACCAGAACUUACUCAGCAACAACAACACACAGCGAAUAAUGCAACAUCACAAGCUGUGAAUGCCUUAAUAUCAGCUGCUACUGCUACACCUCAAGUGCCCUACUACGGUACGACGGGUGGUUUGAAUCUAUCGACAAAGACAAAUAAACAGUCAGCAACAAAUGUAAAUACAUCCACACAAGCAUCAAACGUCGAAAAAAGUUCAAGUGGACAACCGGUCGAAUUCAAUCAUGCAAUCAAUUACGUCAAUAAGAUCAAAAAUCGGUUUCAUCAGAGUCCAAAUAUUUACAAAACAUUCCUUGAAAUUCUUCAUACAUAUCAAAAACAACAGAAAGAUGCCAAGGAAAUUCCGUCUGGCACUCUAGCUACAAACACUUCACUAUUAUCGGCGAGACCUACCAAUCAAGCAACACUAUUAUCCGAAACGGAAGUUUAUGCUAAAGUUGCACAAUUGUUUACAAAUCACGAAGAUCUUCUUGCUGAAUUCAGUCAAUUUUUACCCGAUGCUACUCAACAACCGACUGAACGUUCAAAUUCCAUCUCCGACAUACUCUCGUCAUCAGGCAGUUCAACCCCUCCAAAUUUUCCAUCGCAGACAAAUUCAAUGUCAACCACCACGACAACGAACACGAAUCCGAUCGUGGCGAAUCCAACACCACGUUUAAUUAUCAAUAAUCCUGUUUCAUCAUCCAUUACCACAACAUCUACAUCGUCGUCAUUUCUAACCAUCAAUAAUAAUUCGAAUUCCUCCCCGUUAUCGUCAUUGGCAAUGUUAUCGACAGCUCCUUCGUUCACCGUCUUAACAUCAACAACAGUCAAAGAUGAAGUGACGCGUCCAUCGUCGCCCAAACGAACAGCACCCACAGGAGGUACAUCGACUAGUACGAAUAAUAUCCCCGCUAAACGAUCUGCUUCAACAUCAAAAUCACCAGCAACGUCGACUUCUACUGCUUCGUCAACGCCGACCAUGGCGGCGAAGAAGAAACGUUUAACAAUGACAAACAAUGUGCAACCGAUUUCACCCACUAUUCGACAGACAAACACGACUGAAGCUUCAACAAUCUCAAGUCGACGAACAUCGUCGGUUGAUGAUAUUCAUUUCUUCGAGAAAGUACAAAAAACUCUUCGUAGUCCGCUGGUGUUUGAUAAUUUCCUCCGUUGUAUUCUACUCUAUGUGAAACGCAUCAUAUCGCGUCAUGAAUUAUUUGAAUUAAUACAAUCAUAUCUGGGUCACGUACCCGACCUGUUGCGAACAUUUCAAGAUUUGAUCAAUCAACGUGAUCCAAGUGAUAUUAUUAUCCCAAAAAGUAUCUACGAUCAAAACGACACUGACAGUAUGAUUAAUAUCGAUUAUGGUGCAUGCUCUCAAUAUGGCACAAGUUACCGAUCUGUCCCACGUUCGUACGCUCCACCGGCUUGUAGUGGACGCACUCAGUUAUGCAAGGAAGUUCUCAACGAUCAUUGCGUGUUAUUUCCAACAUUUACCGAUGAAUCAUCGGCAGUAGCGUCGAAGAAAAGUAUCUAUGAAGAACAUAUGUAUAAAAUCGAAGACGAACGGUUUGAGCUGGACAUCGUUAUGGAAGUUAAUUUAAGUGCAAUACGUGCAUUGGAAAGUGUGCAGCUACAUAUGAACUCUUUGACACCAGAUCAGUUGAAUCAUUUUCAAUUGGAUGAUCAAUUAGGCGGACAGUCGGCGGUGACACAAAAACAAGCAGUGCAGAGGAUCUAUGGCGAUCGUGCGAAUGAAAUUAUUGAUGGAUUGAAAAGAAAUCCUCGCGUGGCUGUGCCAAUUGUUCUAAAACGAUUGAAAGCAAAGGAUGAUGAAUGGCGUGAAGCGAAGAAAAACUUCGAACGUUUCUGGAAGGAACAAAGUGAAAAAUACUAUUUGAAAUCGUUGGAUUACAUGGGCAUCAAUUGUAAAAAUUCUGAUAUUCGAAUUAUUCGAAAUCGAUUCCUACUGAAUGAAAUUGAGAAUAUCAAAGAAGAACGUGACCAGCAAAUUCCAUCGAAUCCCAAUCAGCCGCACUUAACAUUUCGUUAUGAAGAUUUAUCAAUACUCGACGAUGCAGCAUCACUGAUUGUCUUUCUUGUCAAACGUCAAAUGGGCUUUGCUAAAGAAGAUAAGCAGAAUAUCAAGAAGAUGAUCUAUCAAUUCCUACCUGAUUUUCUCUUCACACCACGAGGAGAACUGAGUGAUGAUGAAGAAGAUGACGAUGAAGAUGAAAGUAAACGUGAUAAAAAAUCUCGACCAGCGCGUCAUACAGACACAAAUCGUCGACGUAACACUGAAUCAGCAACAGCGAAACCUCGCCAACUUGCUCAAGAAUAUCAAAAACCAGAUGAUAUGUUCCAUUUAUUUUUCGUGAAUGAUAACUAUUAUUAUUUCUUUCGUCUUCAUCAAUUGCUGUGUGAACGUUUGUUAAAAAUGUUUCAACAAUCACUACGUUUAAUUGAACAAGAAAAUCGAGAACUAAAUGACAAUAGUAACCAACGCAAUCAACAACCAUCAGUCGCAACUUUACUGCGUUUGUCUAGCCGUCCAAACAUACCUGUAGAUGAUUAUUAUCCAGUGUUUCUUGAUAUGGUACGAAAUUUACUCGAUGGCAACAUGGACAGUUCGUCGUACGAAGAUUCCCUACGUGACAUGUUUGGUAUUCACGCAUACAUCGCAUUUACAAUGGAUAAAAUCAUUCAGAAUUGUGUUCGACAACUUCAUGCGAUUGUGACUGAUGAAUCAUCUGACGCGAUCAUGCGCUUGUAUUCGCGCACAAACGGAACUGUUGGUCUAGUUGAUAAUCUUUAUUUAACAGCGCAGCAAAACUUGGAGGCAGCUUAUCAACGUGAAAUGGAGCCAUAUGCCGACGCAAAUCGAUUAUUUCGCGUUUGUUCGUUCAAGAAUGAUCGUCGAAUAGCAACGACAUUGAUUGUUAUCGAUUCGUCGGAUGAUGAAGAUGACGAAAGAAUAUCCGUUAAUUGGACGCGUUAUGUUGACUCGUAUAUACGUGAUAACGAGGGUGGUCAUGAUGACGCAAUAACGGCACGUAUACGGUCAAAAAUACGGAAAAACCCUCGAUUUUUACUUCGAAAUAUUAAGAAACCUGCUGAUAUGUCUGAUCGCUCAUUGACAGAAGUAAAGACAAAAAACAAUGAUUAUUGUCGACUUGAUACAAAAACUCUCAAACGCAAACCGUAUCAUCGUGCUGAUUUGUACUUUCAUAAGCCAAACUCAUUAAGUUCUACCCGACGAAAUCACAAACGGUUGUCUGUGGAGCAAUACAAUCGCUUUUCAAAAUACUAUCAAGAAUGGUCAGUAAGACAUGUUUCCAGCGAUGGCACUGAUCCAUUUCAGACUCUCUGGCUCAACACCCAUCGAACAACGAGCGGAGAGCAACAGAAUCUUGAUGUUCAAUCGACAAUUUCUAAUGAUAUUAAUAAUCUCACUCAGCCACCGUAUCGUCAUUAUCGACAAUAUCGUCCUGUGAAUACAUAA